Rhizoctonia solani is the source of this 3285-nucleotide messenger RNA. Its product is annotated as striatin-like protein. The record is from RefSeq and is a predicted model, not a curated record. The transcript is spliced from 14 exons. Gene Ontology annotation, molecular function: protein binding. NCBI's taxonomy places the organism in Eukaryota, Fungi, Basidiomycota, Agaricomycetes, Cantharellales, Ceratobasidiaceae. The coding region runs from base 1 to 3285 and encodes 1094 amino acids.
AUGGCCGACGUCACAGCGAUCGUACUCAACUGGGCCCGGCUCGAGAACGUCAAGUCCAUUGUCGCUCAUCUGUGCGAUGAACCAUUGCGGACGAUCUCAAAUGUGAUCGUAUGGAAUAACUCACCCGAUAGAAUAGAUGCCUCUGAGUUUGUCGCAGACGAGAGAGUGAGGAUCAUAAAUUCAGACGUGUUCUUCCAGGCGAGGUUUUUGGCAUGUUUAGAGGCCGAGGGAGAAUGGUGUUUGGUUCAGGACGACGACUACCUUGUCUCUACCGAAUCUAUCAAAGCACUUCGCAAAUACGCAGGAUUAUACAACACCAAAUACCCAAUCCACCUUCUUCCGCCGCACGAACACCUUUCGACCACACUCCGAAUACUCGUACAUUCUCCUUUACACGUCGCCUCGUUCGCAUGGCUCGGUCAUGGUACUCUCCUCUCUAAAUCGCAUGCUCGAGCGUUUAUGGAAGUGUUAAAGGCCGAGAGCGCGAACCAAGAACACAUCAUGCAAAUGGCGGAUAACUUCUUUUCCGUGCUCUUGAACCGGCGCGCGGACGUAUGGGUCGAUCGGGGGAUGCAUUUCGCAGAGGGUCGGGAGGUCGCGUUUACCGUGGGGGCAGAGGGAGAUGCGAGGAACUGGUAUUAUACGGCGAUUGCGGAAAAGUAUCUCGAAAGUAUCGUCCAGAGGGCCGAGCCCAAUGGAUAUACGGAUCUUGAACCGAAAGAAGAAGAAGAAGAGUUGGUUACUCGUUCCCCAGCCAGUACACACGGUCUUUGGUCGACCAAUGUCUGCGGAUAUGACGCGGAGGAGCGCGUUGGGGAAGUGGACGCAAGGCAUUAUAUUCAUCAUUCGUUUGCGUGUGUCGGGGAUGGGCUGGAGCAUACAGUCUUUAAAAGUCCGGCUGGUUGUGAAGAAGGUCAAUGGCUGUCUUUUGAUUUGCUUGAAAAGGUGGAGGUGUCGAGGAUUGAAAUCGAGUGGACGAUCGAGCCAGAGUUUGCACAUGAAGUCCAAGACAUGAAUUACCAAGUUUCAGAGGACGGAGUGUGGAUAAAUGCGGUCGUACAAGAGUGCACGCGAGUCGAAUCCGAGUCGCCAGAGUGGAUCAAAGUGUCGACAAGGCUGGACCUAGAGUCCCCGCGGAUAUUGAAUAUCGUUCGCGCAAAUAUUGGUCCUGGGUCUGGAUCGGAGCGUCCGGCUUGGGGGGUGGCUGGAUGUGCGACACUGAUUGGCUGGGAUGCUGGACACUAUAUGCCAUCUGGGAUGAUGGGUCGCGAGCAGGGGAUGCAGGGCAAUCCAAUGCAUCCGCAACAGCAGCACAUGCUGGGCCAGCCGCACCAUCCCCAGCAGCCGCAGCCACACCAUCCCAUACAGCAGCCACCCCACCCACAGCAGCAGUUUGGCCCACAGCCACAGCAAGGCCCGCCCCCCAAUGGCCAGGACAUGUCUCUUGCCACCGUGCUUCACUAUCUCCAGUCCGAAUGGCGCCGCUACGAACGGGAGCGCAACGAAUGGGAGAUCGAGCGAGCCGAGAUGCGCGCGCGUAUUGCGCUCCUCGAGGGCGAGAGACGCUCGUUUGACAAUCUCAAGAUUGAUUGGACACGCCGCAUAAAGAUGCUCGAGUAUGCCCUCAAGGACAAAACAGUCAACCAGCCCGCGACAGCCCAGUCCAACAAGGUCGCCUCGUUGCGCAAAGAGGACGAUCCUGCACCACUCAAGGAGGGAAGUGGGUCCAGUUCGCCACGUAGCGAAGAUAUUCCUUUGCCUCCCGACGCGCGUGCUGGGGUCCUUGCUGGCGGUCAGCCCAACUCGCGACCACAGUCGAUUGCCGGUCUCAAUGGACUCGCAUCUCAGUCCACGGCCAAUCUGCUCGGUACAAAGAUGACCGGCCGCGAUCCCAAGUCGCGUGCGCGCAGCAAAGAGUAUCUCAAACAAUGUCUACAGGAAGUCAACUACCUCACGUCCCCGCAAGCUGUUAACCCCCUUCCCAACCGUCCAUUGGUUUCCCUUGGCCCCAACUCUACGCUUAUCAGCACCGGCGCUCAGAAUAUGGCAUGGGGUGGUAAUGAUACUAUCGGGCCCAACGGCCGACCGCGUAAACUUGUUCCAGAGGUCGGAAAGGAGUUUUCGACCUUGAACGGCGGUCUUGAGCCUAGUCUUAUGCCCGAAAGCGUUGGUGCACCACGGGAUCAGCCUACAGAGAUCAAGAACAAGAGUGCUCCAGAAUCUGGCGGUCAACCGCCUCAGAGCCAGCCCGACGUACCCACCUCUGCCCAGGAAGAGGAGCCUUUAGCUCCUAUUCCUCUCGACGAACCCGAGCAAACCGCAGAACAGGAACCUCAAGUCGAAGAGGUCGAGUCUGCCGAGGAAGCCCCCAGACAACCUGCAUCAUCGGGAGUCACGGCGAUUUUCCGUCCGGAUGAUCGAGGGGAGUGGAAGAGGCAACUGCAAGAGGCACAUGAUGAAGCUGUGAGAGCUGGAACCGCUGGAAGUGGUCUCGAAAACAUCUCAUUAAAGGACGAGUUCGAUACUGAUGAUAUGGACAACGCGGCAGAAGAGAGCGAAGACAAGACAAAAGUUUGGAAAACUCGCAAGACGCUCAGAAAUCAUCUCGAUGCGGUCCGGGCCGUGGCCUUCCACCCUAAUGAAAUGUGCCUGGCUAGCGGUGGUGAUGAUUUCACAGUCAAGAUUUGGAGGCUUGAUCCAGCCUCUUUAACGUCCAAUUCCCGUCAAGCUCAGCAGUCGGUUGACAUUGAGCCUCAGCUCACGCUUCGUGGACAUACAGCCGCGAUUACAUGUCUCGUCGCGUCCCCACGAGGACUCUUGUUCUCCGCUUCUAUGGAUGCGUCCAUCCGUAUUUGGGCAUUCCCUCCCGAGUCCCUGCAGCCGUACGCGCCCUACGACCCGAGCUACUCUCGAGGUGAACUCGUAGGACACACCGACGUAGUUUGGGGCCUGGCCCUCGUCCGGGAUGGAACAUGGCUCGCAAGCGGCGGUGCAGACGGCAUGGUUAAAGUUUGGGAAAUCACCGAAUCGGGUGGAAAUCUUCGACUGACCUGGGGCUACAACGGCGCUGAAGCUGAGGCCGAACCGGAGGCCGAACCCGAGUCGGGAGAGACGAUACCGGUCGUGGCCGUCGAGGGUAUCAAGAGUGAUCUACGCAAAGUUGCGGUGGCGUACGCAAAUUGCAUAGUCAAGGUGUUUGACAUUGAGAAUGGCAAAGAAUUGGGUUCCCCACUAACUUUUGGCGAACUCGAUGUGCACACUGACACGGUCACGAUUGUCCAUUGA